Messenger RNA from Lactuca virosa, 1986 nucleotides. The record is from the annotation of a GenBank genome assembly. Lineage: Eukaryota; Viridiplantae; Streptophyta; Magnoliopsida; Asterales; Asteraceae.
UACACUAUAUAAUAUAAUACAUAAGAGUUGCUAGCAGAAUUCCGAAACAGAGCACUCUCCAUCUGUUCUUCUUAUCUCUCCUCUGUUUCCCAGAUUUUCGCAUCAAUAGAAGAUUCUCGCUCUAUAAAUCCGUGAAACUGUUAGAGUUUUGUUGCAUGUAUGAACAUUAACAGCAAUAGUUUUGCCUCAAUUUCAACCCUUUCAAUACUGCGAUACUGUUUUGAAGCCUAUCUCAAGAGACGCGAUUUUGUAAGGAUCGAAGGUUGAAGAUUGAAAGGUAAUGAAGACUACGGGGGAAUCCGACUGCAUCCUUUUAGUCGAUAGCGAAAACAAGGAGAUCGAUGAAGAUAAGGAUUUAGAUAGAGAUGGAGAUAAGGAUUUUGAUGGAGGUGAUGACGAUGAUUCCUGGAAUAAAGCCAAUGAUGAUGAGCAGGACUGUGAUUCCUCUAAUAAUGCCGGUGAUGAACCUCAAUCUUCGGAUCCAUCAUGGCCUCGAAGUUACAGGAAGUCGAUGGAUCUGUUGGGUACUGUAGCAUCUCCGAGUCUGAGCUUUCUGGGGUCUCCUCCAUUAUCAUCAUUAGGUGGUUCAUUCCUUUCAUCACCACCUAAAAGGAGACAAAAUUCCAAAAUAACCACCAGUUUAGGCAACCCUCUGUUGCCACCUUUAGCAGACAACCAUCAUCCAUCACGUCAUCCUUCUGAUCUUUCACUUCAUUCUCAAUGGACAUCUUCUGCUAGAAAGUUGUCACAGCAUCAGAAAUCUCAGAUUAAACAGAGUUCCUUCGCCCAAGCUGUGAUUUUCUUGUCCAAUUCACCAAGAAGGAAAACAUCUUCUCAACCUCAAGAUCAAGGUGUAAAUCUACUUUGUGGAGUAGCACUUCUUUCUACUCCAUAUGCAGUGAAAGAAGGUGGAUGGCUUGGAUUAUCUAUCAUGUUUAUCUUUUGUGUUCUUUGUUUCUACACGGGUCUCCUCCUCCGUGACUGCUUAGAUACUCACCCCAGACUUCAGACUUAUCCAGAUAUCGGUGAAGCCGCCUUCGGCAUACCCGGUCGCUUACUCGUCUCCAUAGUUUUGUAUGUGGAGUUGUAUGCAUCAUGUGUUGAAUUCAUAAUCUUGGAGAGUGAUAACAUAUCUUCUUUAUUCCCAAAUACAAAUCUAAUCAUUGGAGGACACCAAAUAAAUUCACAUUCUUUCUUUGCAAUUAUGAUCACUCUUGUUGUGCUUCCUACAGUUUGGCUUCGCGACUUGAGUGUUCUCAGUUACAUCUCCGCUGGAGGAGUUUUUGUAAUAAUUAUUUUGGUGUGUUCCUUGUUUUGGAUCGGUUUGGUGGAUAACAUUGGGUUUCAAAUGGAAACUACAAAAAUGUUAAAUCUAUCGACUUUGCCUGUGUCUAUUGGGAUGUAUGGUUACUGUUAUGCAGGACAUGCUGUUCUUCCUAAUAUCUAUAUGUCCAUGGAAAAGAAAAGUCAAUAUCCUCUAGUCAUUUUAGCCAGCUUUGGGAUAUGUACUUUGAUUUAUGCUGGAGUUGCCAUAAUGGGAUACAUGAUGUUUGGAGAAUCAACAGAAUCACAAUUCACUCUCAACCUCCCGCCAAAUUUACUUGCUUCCAAGAUUGCUAUUUGGGCUACGGUGAUCACUCCAAACAGCAUUAGUGAUCUCUACUUUAAUCGUGGCCCUUUCUGUUCCCUUUUUUGGUCUGGUGAUGUCAUUGAUCGGAUCUUUACUCUCAAUGCUGGUGUCAUUGAUAUUUCCUUGUGCUUGCUUUUUGCGCAUCUUAAGGGGCAAUGUGACACGUUUCCAGGUAUCGAUGUGCAUAUUAAUCAUUGCAAUUGGUGUGAUCUCAUUAUCGUUUGGAACCUACACAUCCAUAUCUGAAAUCAUUCAACAAUAUUUGUAGUUUUUAGUAGUGUAAACUUUAUUUUGUCAAUCUUAUUGAUGUUCUUUGAGAAGCCAAUCUUUAACGAAGUAUUAAUCAAUGAGCAAAA